ACAAACACAGUUUCUCGGCGGUUUCUCAUUGAUUAUUUUUCAAAAUUGAAAAUAUGUGCACGGAAAUUUACCGGAACUGGUUUCUCAGUGCUAAUUGGCGGUUUCCUGGUGCUAAUUGGCGGUUUCCUGACCGAGAAAUGCGGAAACCAGUCAUUUAAAUGAAUAUGAAACGAGAUUGGGAACCCUGCUUAGUAAACGCCCUUCUAAAAUUUUACACAUCAAACAAUGAUUGGGAACGACAGCCUCUGCCAUGAACUCACUGCCAAGCUUCGGCUAUGGAGCCAUCUCUCCUUUGCCCACGGCCAGCCCUGCCGUCGUCGCCUCGUCGAGCCUCAGCCGUCUCUGCCUUGCUGCGGCCGCGCCGCCGCGGCCACCGCGCCAGUUACGGGCAACCCUCGCCCCGCUCACGCGUCCUCUUGAUCGGUUGGUUGCCUGCCUUGGAACACUUGGAUCUGUUUCUUCAUUGUUAACCAUUGUUAUAUGGGCCUAAUAGUUACUGAUUGGAGCCGAGCUACCAAGCCCACCUAGAUAGCCCGAUCCUCUAUCAUGAGCUGUAAAUGACAGUAGCUGGUUUACGGCCCAUGACUAGUCGAACGUACUUACGUACUACCUGCCUGCGGCCCCGACGCAUCGCGCUCUAGGGUUUUGACGCGCCGGCGGCUUGUGUUCCCUUUAAAGCUUGGCUGCUCGUCUGCUCCUGCUGCUGUCUUUCUUCUGCUCUUCCAUCGCGCCAGUGUUUUGAGAAGCUGGUCGGCGCUCCUAGAUCCCUUCGCCUCUCUCGCGUUCGAGGCUAGGUAGCCGCCACCAUGAGCCGCUCGGGGCAGCCUCCGGAUCUCAAGAAGUACAUGGACAAGAAGCUUCAGAUUAAGCUGAAUGCAAACCGUGUUGUUAUUGGCACACUUCGGGGAUUCGACCAGUUCAUGAAUCUGGUGAUCGACAACACUGUGGAGGUCAAUGGAAAUGACAAGACAGAUAUUGGAAUGGUGGUUAUCAGGGGAAACAGUGUUGUCAUGAUCGAGGCACUGGAGCCAGUUGCCAAGUCGCAGUGAAUCCUUAUUUUUCAGCUGAUAUAGUCGCAGCAUGAAAACUGAUGUAAAUGCUAUGAGUGAACCCUGUUGUACUUCGGACUCGUGCUUUUGCACAGCAACAUAACUCGGCUACCAGCACCCCUGUUUCAAUGGUGACUUCAUUACUGCCUUGGCGCUAACAUUGGCAAUGCAUCAUUUCGUCUAUUGUUCUA
Messenger RNA from Zea mays, 1240 nucleotides. RefSeq names its product probable small nuclear ribonucleoprotein G. Gene Ontology annotation, cellular component: U1 snRNP; U12-type spliceosomal complex; SMN-Sm protein complex. The coding region runs from base 807 to 1049 and encodes 80 amino acids. NCBI's taxonomy places the organism in Eukaryota, Viridiplantae, Streptophyta, Magnoliopsida, Poales, Poaceae. Gene Ontology annotation, molecular function: RNA binding. The transcript is spliced from 4 exons. The record is from RefSeq and is a predicted model, not a curated record. Gene Ontology annotation, biological process: mRNA splicing, via spliceosome; spliceosomal snRNP assembly.